AUGGCCAAGAGCUCAUCAACGGAGACGGGUGGCUCGGAGGAGGACGCAUCGAGUUCGAUAUCCCCUCUCACGUACAGGGGUGGGGCUUUUAUGAUGCAACAAGCGGCUUCCUCUAUAGGGGAGAGCAGACAGGGUGGCAGAAUCGAUGUUGGUCAGCAGUCAGUAUCAGACCAGGUAUCGGAAGCAGGUCGAUCAUUGGUUGUUACCAAUUACCGCACUGUCCAUCCCCUCCCCUCCCUAUCACUACCUAUUGCCAGCCGUCAAGUCGAGAAUGAUGGGUCCCCUCGUUUCGACCUACCUACCACCAGCGAUCAGGACCCCGUCAUGGUGGCUGAGCUAUUCACUCCUUCCCAUAGUGUUAAGUAUACUGAUAGAAGUGCCGAGGGGUCGACCAGUCAGUCCAAGUGCCCAUUCUGUAGAGAUGUGUGUAUGGUGGACCGUUCGACUGCCUCCUAUGAUACCGACACGGAAGCUGUCUCUAGUCUGUCCUCUGUGCUGGAUGCAGCCCAGAUAUGGAUAGAAGACCAGGCUGGCCUCUCCCUGUGGAUCAAUGGUUCUUUCUUCGCCACCCGGGUCCCUAUAGAGUCCCCUAGUGCAGCUGUUCUCUCUGUAUGCCCCGGUCAGGCCUCUUUUAGAGUAGUACUACCAAAGCAGUCCUGGCGGCUGGUCACUGCACCACUGUAUCAUACACUACUAUAUCGUCUGUGUAGUGCUCCCGGCACACGUCUGCUGAGAGCAGCAUAUUGCCUUUCUUCUAUGGUGUACUCAGCGAAGGAGUUUAGGGUUGUUUUUGAACUGCUACUGCAUGAGGCGAUCGAUGCCUGUGUUCCUAUCUUUGUAAGGAUGGACAAAUUGGGUGUUGAUAACCUCUCUGUGGUGAAGCACCAUCCCGCGGUGGCCAUGCGUUUGCGUACACUCACCAACGUACUGGACCUGGUCGGCCAUUUCGGUCCGUCAGCUGUGGGCUACCUCGUCGCGGCUCUGCGGAAGACCGAGCCACACGUGAGCUUCCGGCACGUGUUGGGAUUGAUGGAUGAAGGGGGCUCAGCUAAGGUGGCUCCUGAUCUCUUCAAUAGUGGUCUUAAGGAGGGGCGGCUCUACCAGGCUGCGGCACUGCUACUGUUGGUACAGUACUCUGCUGGGCCUGAUACAGCACGACGGGAUUACGCCUUGCCGCUCCUCAAGGCGGCUCUGGAUAGCGGUGAUAAGGCUCUGGCCGAGCAGUGUGUUCGCUUCUACUCAGCAAUGGGGUCUGGCCAUCCGGUUGAAGUAGUGGAGUGUAUUAGAGAACACUGUGUGAAAUUGGUGAAGGAUUGCAAUUGGGUGGAGCUCCUCAGUUGCUUGGGUAUUGACGGCACUGUGAGGGAGUUCUUGGACGGCGUUACUGAGCCAGAAAUGGUCAGCUUCGACACAGUGGUCCGGUCAAUGCGGAGAUUGAUGUUGUGUGAUAGACCCCCAGAGGAGGCGCCUGGCUCCACCGCGUUGCCGAGUAAGGGCUUCAUUAUGGAUAAUUACCCGUGGAAGAUCCUUGAGUCUUCUCCGCGAAUAGCGCUCGCCUCGACGAUCGAUCCGGAGGUCUGGGGUGCCCUUGAGUUCGUAGUUGUACUGCUUUUCCGAAGUGGACGGUUUGCUGGGUGUGUGUGGGAUGAAGAUGGCAAGAUAGUGGAACACACUACGUUUAAGAAGUACACGGUCCGGCGGAAACAAGGCGGAGCUCAGCGGAACUUCGAGCAGGCCAAGUCGAUGGGGGCAUUCAUGAGGCGCACGCAGGACGCCAAGAUCCGACAAGAUGUGUCGGAGGUGGUGUCUGAGCGGUGGAGGGAGUACUUGGGUAGCCCCAGGGCGCUGGUGUUUGUCGGGUCCCCACGGCAGGACCAAAACUCCAUUUUUGUGGGCCCGUUGAAAGCUGGGUAUAAGGACACUAGGGUUGCUAAGGUGCCAUUGAGUUUUAGGGCACCAACGUUCACUGAGGUUUUGCGUGUGUAUAAUACUCUUAUGCGGAUCAUGGUAGAAGGCUCCGCUGAUGGUAGUGACUGA
Molecule: messenger RNA, 2037 nt
Organism: Perkinsus marinus ATCC 50983
Lineage: Eukaryota; Perkinsozoa; Perkinsida; Perkinsidae
Exons: 3
Coding region: 1-2037 (678 amino acids)
Source: RefSeq, a predicted model, not a curated record